AUGGUUUUCGAUGUUUACGGUCUCACAUUCGCUGGAAAACCUCUUUUUUCAAGUCGGAAGGAAUCAGAAGUUUCCUUGACAUUUUACGGAACCAUCUCUGCUAUCGCCUCUAAGGUCUCGAGUCUACUCUCGGACUAUUCAGAACAAGAUUGUUUACGCUACGUAACGGUGGGUAAAUUACAUUUUACAUAUCUUGAGAGAGGACCUUUAUGCUACUUCUCAAUAUCAGAUAACGGUUACUCGCCACUGAUAGUUUACAAGAUUCUAUGCGUGAUUCACUUACAGGUCGUAUCAAUACUGACCAGAGGUGUUGAACGGAUACUCAUCAAAAGGCCCUCGUACGACGUCCAGAAUUUAUUAGGAGGAACACAGAAUAUUAUCGAUAAGUUGAUGGAUAACAUGAGCGGAUGCCUAGGAUUAAUUGAAGGCUAUGCAUACGAAGCGCUUCCACUCUCACAAAUCACAAGAAACCUCCUGUCGUCAUACUUCACCAAAUUUAGGACAGAUAACAUAAUUAGUGUCAAAAAGAGUGGCGAUGGUUACAAUGUCAAAGACCAUGACUUUGUGCCCAAUGGAUAUUUCUACCGUUAUCAAUACACUCAUCGCAUCGCAGUCGUUACAACAGCAGGAAAGCUGGACGCCUAUAUAGCUUUCACCUACGGAUACGUCAAUUAUAUUGAGCCGGAAAUAGGCAUUGUUUGCAUAUCAACCUCAGGAGAGCAGGAGCAGUUUUACAAUAUUUCUAGACAUUUGGAGGAUUCCAAACGUCUUAUGACAGAGUCCAAGUGCCUGGACGACUUAAGAUCGUCACUGCUUGCGACGCCUCUGGAAUUUCCAUCAGGAGGAGAUUUAUCAUGCGAAAUACUACAUCUGAUGUUCUACUCCAAGAAAUUGGGCCAGUUCUUCUCCUCAGCGUUUAAAACUAGCUCCUGCGGGAAUAUGACCAAAUACAUACUCUCGUCAUACAGAACGGUGGUUGAGUUCCUAUACAACUCAGACUACAGAAAGUCUGCAUUAUUUUCAUACGAAUAUUUGAAUGUGUACGUCGAGUAUAACAACGACUACAAUAUGUACUUGGCCACGGUGCCAUGGACAGAAAUCACAACUGACUUCAUAAACAAAAUCGUUUCAUACGUUAACAAACAUUUUAACUUUCUAUUCAUCACUAAAAUACAACAAAUAUCCAAAAGGGACUAA
Messenger RNA from Theileria annulata, 1197 nucleotides. RefSeq lists its product as uncharacterized. The transcript has 8 exons. The record is from RefSeq and is a predicted model, not a curated record. Lineage: Eukaryota; Apicomplexa; Aconoidasida; Piroplasmida; Theileriidae. Gene Ontology annotation, biological process: vesicle-mediated transport; protein targeting to vacuole. The coding region runs from base 1 to 1197 and encodes 398 amino acids.